Eupeodes corollae is the source of this 477-nucleotide messenger RNA. RefSeq lists its product as uncharacterized. The transcript has a single exon. NCBI's taxonomy places the organism in Eukaryota, Metazoa, Arthropoda, Insecta, Diptera, Syrphidae. The record is from RefSeq and is a predicted model, not a curated record. Bases 1 to 477 code for a protein of 158 amino acids. Gene Ontology annotation, biological process: DNA integration. Gene Ontology annotation, molecular function: nucleic acid binding.
AUGUUUAAAGACCGCAUAAUCAUACCAGCGUGUUUUCAAAAGAGAAUUUUGCGACAACUUCAUCGAGGUCAUCCGGGUAUUGACAAAAUGAAAACCGUUGCCAGAUGUCGUGUAUAUUGGCCGGGAAUCGACGAAGACAUUACAUCAUUCGUGCAUCAAUGUCAUGCCUGUGCCAGAGCAGCAAAGUCUCCGGUAAAAACAACUCUCGAAUCAUGGCCAACUACAACAGCACCAAUGGAUCGCACUCACAUCGACAUUGCGGGCCCUUGUGACGGAACAUACUAUUUCGUCAUUGUGAGUUCAUAUUCAAAGUGGUUGGAAGUUCUUCAAGUCAGUAAUAUUGCAUCUAGCAUGAUGAUAACUAAAUUGAGUGAAUUAUUUUCCCGACAUGGUUAUUGCAAGCAACUAGUUUCGGACAAUGGAACUCAAUUCAUUAGUGCUGAAUUCCAAACCUUCAUCAAAUCACGUGGAAUCUAA